CUGCCUUGCUCCAAGCUUUAUAUUACCUCAGAAUUUCAAGCAUGCCCCCAAGUAUUUUUGCAAGACAUAGUUCAGAGAUUGACUGGUGUGAAGCAAAUUACUUGCAUUCAGAAUAUGUAGCAGAAUACUACAACACGGUUACUAAUAUUUCUUUCCUUCUGGUUGGCCCUCUAAUGAUGUACCUUUUACAUCCGUAUGCCUGUAGACGUAGCUUGACUGUCCAUCUAGUCUGGAUACUGUUCAUCAUGAUUGGUCUCUUCUCCAUGUACUACCACAUGACAUUGAGCUUCUUUGGACAGUUGCUGGAUGAGAUCUCCAUCUUGUGGGUUAUUUGUCUUGGCUAUUCUGUCUGGCUUCCGAAGCCUUACUUUCCAAGGUUCAUCAAGGGCAGGGGCCAGUUUGGUGCUGCGGUCUUUGUUGUGGCAGUUUUUAGUACACUGAUGUCACUUGUAAAGCCUACAAUCAAUGCCUAUGUGUUGAACUGCAUAACUAUUCAUAUACUGUAUCUUCUUGUAAAAGAGAUAAGAAAGUGUCACAAUCAUGACAUUAUUAACCUGACCUUCGUGUCCGUUUGUCUCUGGAUAGUAGCCAUUUCCUGUUGGCUCAGCGAUCGUCUGUUCUGUAAUUUCUGGAAAAGGCUUAACUUCCGUUACUUGCACAGCCUAUGGCACAUCUUUAUAUGUCUUGCUGUUGCACACAUCAACACUGUAUUUGCCUAUAUUGAUGCUCAGUAUGAGAUUCCUGAGUACACUCUACAACUUCAGUACUGGCCAUUCAAGGCAAAAAGAUUUGGUCUUCCUUACUUAGCUGUCACCAAAACGAAAGUUUCAAAGAACUGCUAGUCCUUUUAAAAUGUUCAAUGAUAAUUUAGAAGACAUUUGAAAGGCUAACGAAGUCCAGAUGUCUCACCAUAGUUGCUGCUGUAAGUUUAUGGUAUCACUGCCUCAAUGGACUGAGGAUUUUAUUUCUCCAUGAACAUUUGCAUCUCUAGCAUACCAAAUCAAACCAUGGGACCUAGACCAUGGGACCAAGAAUAUGAGUGUCUUGUACCAAGACACAGUGACUAGAAUCAAUCAUCUACUAUAUGUUCAUUUCCUCAAAAAUGGCUAUAUCCAGAUCAGUAACAUGUAUUUUUUUGCCAUUUGGGUAUGUUCA
Messenger RNA from Hyla sarda, 1155 nucleotides. RefSeq names its product alkaline ceramidase 1 (gene ACER1). Gene Ontology annotation, biological process: ceramide metabolic process. The record is from RefSeq and is a predicted model, not a curated record. Gene Ontology annotation, cellular component: membrane. The coding region runs from base 42 to 842 and encodes 266 amino acids. Gene Ontology annotation, molecular function: hydrolase activity, acting on carbon-nitrogen (but not peptide) bonds, in linear amides. The transcript is spliced from 7 exons. NCBI's taxonomy places the organism in Eukaryota, Metazoa, Chordata, Amphibia, Anura, Hylidae.